CACUCCGUGGUACAGGACUGGAUCCUGUGCAGCUCCAUCUCUCCGCUCACUCUCGGCCAGUCCUCCUUUCUCUUUCUUUCUUUUUUUUUUCUUUCCUUUUCUCUGUGUGUGUGUGUGUGUGUGUGUGUGUGUGUGUGUGUGUGUGUGUGUGUGAGCUCACCCUGCUGCUCCCCCACCUCGCGCUCAGAGCAGGACAGUGUACAGUCGGGGGGGUUAGUGUUGUCAGCCAGAGGAGGGAACAUGCAGCAUCCUGGAGGAACCUGCGUGGCGUUACCCAGCGUGGACACCUGUCCCCAGCUGUCCUGCGCAGCCCUCACCUUCAUGUAUCUACAGCAGGGUAACCAGGACACACCGGCACCCCCGGACCCAUCCAUGGCCCAAGCUUACCCAUCAGCCCAGUUUGCCCCCCCUCCCCAGAACAGCAUCCCAGAGUUCACAGCUUCACACCCCCAUCCACAUCCACACUCCCACCCGCACCAGCACCCGGCGGCCCCGCAGGACUACCCCGGGGUGCAGGCCUCCGUCAGCGACCACCCCCUCAACAUGUACCAGUCCUCGCAGAGCCACGAGGGGCCGAGCGGCCCGGACCCCGGCAGCCACAGCGUCCCCGGCAACGCCACACAGACAGAUGAAGCCGCUCAGACAGACAGUCAGCCUUCAUCACAGACGGUCCCUGAAAGCACCGACAGCAAGGCCCAGCCCAAGAGACUGCACGUGUCCAACAUCCCCUUCAGGUUCAGAGACCCAGACCUCAGGCAAAUGUUCGGCCAAUUUGGCAAAAUCUUAGAUGUGGAAAUCAUCUUCAACGAGCGAGGUUCUAAGGGUUUUGGGUUCGUAACGUUCGAGCAUAGCGUGGACGCCGACAGGGCCAGAGAGAAAUUACACGGAACCGUGGUAGAAGGCCGUAAAAUAGAGGUCAACAAUGCAACAGCCCGAGUAAUGACAAAUAAGAAGACUGUCAACCCAUAUGCAAAUGGCUGGAAGUUAAAUCCAGUGGUCAGCGCUGUCUACAGCCCAGAAUUCUAUGCAGUACCAGGUUUCCCCUACCCAGCAGCCAGUGCAGCAGCAGCGUACAGAGGAGCCCACCUAAGAGGUCGAGGACGGACGGUGUACAACACAUUCAGGACGGCUGCUCCCCCCCCCCAAAUCCCAGCGUACGGAGGUGUUGUUUACCAGGAUGGAUUUUAUGGUGCAGAUAUUUAUGGUGGUUACGCUGCCUACAGAUAUGCCCAGCCUACUGCUGCCACAGCUGCUGCAUACAGUGACAGUUACGGACGAGUAUACGCUGCCGACCCCUACAACCACACACUCACUCCAGCAGCCACAUACAGCGUUGGUGCCAUGAACGCCUUCACCCCACUGACAGACGCGAAAACUCGGAGCCAUGCCGACGAUGUGGGGCUCGUGCUGUCCUCUCUCCAGGCUAGUAUAUACCGGGGAGGCUACAGCCGCUUUGCUCCCUAUUAGCAACACCUCCAACCUGAACCCAACCUUCCAACAGCACAGAAAGUGUGUGCGCGAGAGUGUGUGAGCGAAUGAAACCACGAGUUAUCAGAGAGACGUUACUGAGGCCUGGGUAUUGCAAUACAUGCAGUUUGUGCAUCAUUUCAGCGUCUUCUAAGAACGAAAAAAAGAAAAAGAAAACGACAGCUGAUAUUUUUCAUCUUAUACCUCAGAUAUUUUGUGCUGUGUAUUUUGAUAUUGUGGGUUUUUAAUUUCUAAAGAUUUAAACCUAGAUUAUCAGCUGUAGGUUUUCCAUAGAGAGCUGCUAGAGUAAUGAUGAGACACAAAUAAAAUAUUUAUCAGAUUCAAAUAGUUAGGGCUUGUAUAGAACUCCAACCCUGUAAGAGAGUCACUUUUUGGAGUUUUUUUACGUUUUGUUAGUGUUAAAGUGACUCUGCUAGUCAAGUGUUGUUGUUUUUAUCGUCUCAGCUUCCUUUGGUACUUCCUCUUUCAGUUUAGCUAGCUUUUUCUCCCCCUUUGGUUUGUGAAGAAGUGAAGAAGCCUUGAAACCCAGGGACAACUUAUGAGGGCGGAGAGAGAGAAGCUGAGAACAGCCAUUAUGCUGUUUGUAAGUUACCUCGAGAACAAGCUUUAUUACUUGUGACUGCAACUUUACUAUCAUAAGCUUAUGGUUAUUUUGCAAAAAGCAAGAUAACAAUAAUAAUACCAAAACAAAAUGCUAUGUCUGCAUAGUCAUGGAAACUGCAUGUAUUGUAGCCCAAUUGUUAUUGAGUGCGAUAUGAUGUGUUUUUGUUUUGUAACAUAUGAAAUUGCAUUGCAUUUAAAAAAGGGAAGAAAUAAAUCAUCUAAGUAUUUCAUAAUAACACAAUCCCUGCUCUAUCUGAAAUAUUAUCCACCGAACUUCCACAAACACCCUGUUUUAAGAUUGGCUUGUUUCAUACGUUAAUUAACCUGAAAAUAAAGGUUUAAAAUGUGGCUACAGUAGAGUGGUGCAGUGAUGACACAUUUAUGUAGUCCUCGAAAAAAGGCAAUAGCAUUUUUCCAUUGGAUUUUGGAAUAUGCUGACAAAAGCUCUGUAGCAAACACGUUUAUGAUUCUUAAAUGUUUAGCCGCAUAAUCUACACAUAUUAUCACUUUAUUAUUUUUGAAGCAUAACUGCACUGUCAAGAAGUAGGUAUCUAACAUUAGGCUAUAAAGGAACGACAUCGCGGUCCCAUGGCAGCGCAUCACCACCGCUAAGCUAAAGAUUCUGCAUUAUGAUGUUAGACGUUGUUAGCAACCACCGUUUUUUUGAGACGGGUAAAAGCUUCAGACAUUCAACAACUGACGUAUUUCAAAUCGUGGAACAAAACGAGAAAUGUAUUUUGCCUGUGUUAACCACAGACCUUAUUUUGUGGAUUUAGGACUUUUUCCAGCACCAGUCCUUUAAUCUGUCUGACAGUAUUUGAAAUUAGGACCAACAGCUGGCAGAAAGUAAACUUGGAGCCAAGAGGUUUCUAUACCAGUGCAAUCCAAUCAAGCAGUUUGUUGCAGUAUUUUACUUAUUGCUUAAUGCUGAUUUAGCAUCUGAUCUAAUGAGAUAUGAUUUAGGUCAGUGUGCUCGACAUACUGGUCGUUUCUCAAUCGCGAGGAUAUUGGCUUCCAAGCCAAUAUUUCAAGUAUGCUACGUCAUUGA
This is a messenger RNA of Trematomus bernacchii (emerald rockcod), 3139 nucleotides long. RefSeq names its product RNA binding fox-1 homolog 1 (gene rbfox1). The record is from RefSeq and is a predicted model, not a curated record. The coding region runs from base 241 to 1467 and encodes 408 amino acids. Gene Ontology annotation, molecular function: mRNA binding. Lineage: Eukaryota; Metazoa; Chordata; Actinopteri; Perciformes; Nototheniidae. Gene Ontology annotation, biological process: regulation of alternative mRNA splicing, via spliceosome; nervous system development. Gene Ontology annotation, cellular component: nucleus; cytoplasm. The transcript is spliced from 12 exons.